CUAAGAACAAUACAGGAUUCCUUUCUGGUAAUGAAGAGUCAGAAUGACAGCUCUGUGGUCGAAUUCACCCUCUUGGGCUUUUCUAACUUUCCUGAACUCCAAGGGCAGAUGUUUGGGGCCUUCUUGGUUAUUUAUCUUGUGACCUUCAUGGGAAAUGCCAUCAUUAUUGCCAUCAUCUUCCUGGACCAGAGUCUCCACAUCCCCAUGUACAUGUUCCUUCAGAAUUUAUCCAUAGUGGACCUGUGCUUUAGCACAGCCAUCACACCUAAAAUGCUGGUGGUCCUGACCCUUGAGAAAACGACCAUUUCUUUUGGGGGCUGUUUUGCACAAAUGUAUUUGAUUCUUCUCUUUGGUGGGACGGAAUGUUUUCUCCUUGGGACAAUGGCUUAUGACCGUUUUGCUGCCAUCUGCCAUCCUCUAUCCUACCCAGUGAUCAUGAACAAAAGGGUUUUUAUGAAAUUAGCAAUAUUCUCAUGGGUCUCAGGGAUCAUGGUGGCUACUGUACAGACCACGUGGGUGUUUAGCUUCCCCUUUUAUGGCUCUAAAGAAAUCAAUCAUCUCUUCUGUGAGACUCCCCCUGUGCUGGAGCUUGCAUGUGCAGACACCUUCCUGUUUGAAAUCUACACCUUCACAGGCACCGUUCUGAUUGCCAUGGUUCCCUUCCUGUUGAUCCUCCUGUCUUACAUUCGCAUCAUCUUUGCCAUCCUGAAGAUGUCUUCCACUACCGGGAGGCAGAAGGCCUUUUCCACGUGUGCCUCUCACCUCACAUCUGUCACCCUCUUCUAUGGCACAGCCAGUAUGACUUAUCUACAGCCCAAAUCCAAGUACUCACCGGACACCAAGAAACUGAUGUCCCUGGCUUACACACUGCUGACCCCUCUGCUGAAUCCACUUAUCUACAGCUUGAGAAACAAUGAGAUGAAAAGAUCUGUCAUGAAAUUAUGGAGAAGAAAAGUGGCUCUACACAUGGCUUGA
This is a messenger RNA of Nannospalax galili (Upper Galilee mountains blind mole rat), 975 nucleotides long. RefSeq names its product olfactory receptor 10A3-like. The record is from RefSeq and is a predicted model, not a curated record. Gene Ontology annotation, cellular component: membrane. Bases 31 to 975 code for a protein of 314 amino acids. The transcript has a single exon. Lineage: Eukaryota; Metazoa; Chordata; Mammalia; Rodentia; Spalacidae. Gene Ontology annotation, biological process: G protein-coupled receptor signaling pathway. Gene Ontology annotation, molecular function: olfactory receptor activity; G protein-coupled receptor activity.